Messenger RNA from Leptidea sinapis, 1229 nucleotides. It is a transcript of the gene Prp18, whose product is annotated as pre-mRNA-splicing factor 18. The transcript has 7 exons. Gene Ontology annotation, cellular component: U4/U6 x U5 tri-snRNP complex; U2-type post-spliceosomal complex; U5 snRNP. The record is from RefSeq and is a predicted model, not a curated record. The coding region runs from base 195 to 1217 and encodes 340 amino acids. Gene Ontology annotation, biological process: RNA splicing; generation of catalytic spliceosome for second transesterification step. NCBI's taxonomy places the organism in Eukaryota, Metazoa, Arthropoda, Insecta, Lepidoptera, Pieridae.
GUGAAUCGCUUUUUUCUCAUUUCAAGAUUAAAGUAAACACAACUCCAGCAACUGGAUUUUUUAUCCAAUAACAACGAAUAUAAAAAAAUAAAAUAUACAUAAAUGAAAUUGUAGAUUAAAAGAUAAGAGUCGAAUGUAGGUACUUGUGGUAGCAGUAUUUUAAGAUCAUCAUAUAGUGCUAUGAUUUGACCAAAAUGGAUAUUUUGAAAGCAGAAAUAGCAAAGAAAAGAAAACUGUUAGAGGAGAGAAACAUUCUUGAUGCAUCCAAAAAAUAUUUUAAACGUGGGGAACUGUUGGCUAAGGAGAAAGAAGAAUAUUUUAAGAAGUAUGGCCCAAAGGAAAUCGAAAAAGGAAAUGAUGCUGUUAGAUCUUCAGAUGAGAAACACGAAAAUGAAUCAGAGCAAAAUGAUAAUUUAUGUCUACCGAGAGCCGAAGUUAUAAAAAGGCUGAGAGAACGAUGUCACCCCAUUACAUUAUUUGGAGAAAGUGAAUUGCAAUCAUUUAGGAGAUUAAGGAGAAUUGAGAUACAAGAACCAGAAGCUAAUAAGGGUCUUCGAAAUGACUUCCAAGAGGCUAUGGACAAAGUAGAUCAAGCUUAUUUAGAUGAAUUUUUAGCUUUAGGAACACAGACAGAUAUAGAGAAACAGCAAAAAGAAGAUGCAUUGGAUGACUCAAUAACAUAUGAUGCUAUCCAAGAAAUGGCAAAAACAAUAGGUCAGGGGGAUAGAAAUCAUGACAUGAAUGUCAUCAUGACAUUACUCCAGUUUCUCUUAAAGCUGUGGGGACAACAACUUAAUUCCGCAACAGCACAAGAGAAAACCUCUACGAAACAUAAAAUGGCUAGGGCUACAUACACACAAACACAAGUAUAUCUGAAACCGCUGACAAGGAAAUUGAAAAAGAAGAAUUUGCCGGAAGAUAUUUGUGAUAGUCUUAUGGAAAUCACUAGGCAUCUACUGGAGAGGAAUUACAUAAUGGCUAGUGACGCGUACCUCCAAAUGGCAAUAGGCAAUGCCCCGUGGCCGAUCGGUGUGACUAUGGUCGGUAUACACGCCCGAACGGGACGAGAAAAGAUCUUCUCGAAGAAUGUAGCCCACGUCAUGAACGAUGAAACACAACGAAAGUAUAUUCAAGCUCUGAAGAGACUCAUGACGAAGUGCCAAGAAUAUUUCCCGACAGAUCCAUCGCGUUGUGUUGAAUAUACCACCAAUAAAUGAUAUUUUUUAUUA